AGAAGAAAAACACAGAGCCACCGCGAACCGACAGGCAGCAAACGACGUCGUUUUCUGAAGAGGAAAAACAAAGAAAAACCACAAAUCCCUAGCACGUUCUAGUUGAUUCGUUGUAUUCGUCUUCACUGAUUCCUCUUCUGUAGAGAUCUAACGAAUUGUUGUUCGCGUAAUUCAUUUCGUUUACUUGAUUGUUCGCAUACGGAUCCCCCCUGGCCCCUGCAGAGCUAAUCGUUGUGCAUAUUUACAAUUUCAAAUUGUUCAAUAAGUGCUUCUGAAUUCUCUUAGAAGCCAUGAGUUUUGUAUUCCGAGGAACAAGAGGUGAGCUGGAAACCGGAUUUCCAGGACUUAUUCCCGAGCGACGUGCAGUGAGGGUUCAUGCUGCCCGGCCAGUCAAUUCAAAUUCCCUUGCUUUUCUUGUCACAGUGCUUCUGCUGUUUAUGAUAUUGAAUUCGCACCAAAUGUCGCCCAAUUUUCUGCUUUGGCUGGUGCUCGGCGUCUUUCUAAUGGCAACAACUUUGAGGAUGUACGCUACUUGUCAACAACUGCAAGCUCAAGCACAGGCUCACGCUGUUGCGGCUAGCGGCCUUCUUGGCCAUACCGAAUUGCGACUUCACAUGCCACCGUCAAUAGCACUUGCAACUCGAGGAAGGCUGCAAGGUCUCAGACUCCAGCUUGCGCUUCUUGACAGAGAAUUCGAUGAUUUGGAUUAUGAAACAUUGAGAGCCCUCGAUGUUGACAAUGUUCCGACUGCCUCUAUGACCGACGAAGAGAUUAAUGCGCUUCCCGUUCACAAGUAUAAGGCGUCCGACACCCAAAGUGUUGGAUCAUCACUGCAGCAUGCAUCUUCUUCAGCCUCACCUGAGGUGCAGAAGAAGCAAGACCUCAAUAAUCAACAAACUGGAACAAAGACGGGCGACCAAGAACUGACCUGUAGUGUUUGCUUGGAGCAAGUUAAUGUCGGAGAACUCAUCCGGACGUUGCCAUGCCUGCACCAGUUCCACGUGAAUUGCAUAGAUCCAUGGCUGCGCCAGCAAGGAACUUGCCCGGUCUGCAAAUUCCGAGCAGGGCCGGGGCAGGGAGAACUCAACGGCGACGCCUCCAAUAUGGUAUAAGUUUUCUUGUUCACAUAUUCAUUAGCACUAUGUGAACUGUGUGUAUAUAUAUAUAUAUAUAUAUGCCUAUAUAUCUAUAUGUGCAUCUAUCUGCUGCUGCCAAUUGUGUUCCUGAUUAUGAAUUUGGAUGCAUAUGUGAAUAAUGAAAUGUGUUUAAUUUGUUUUAAGAAA
Molecule: messenger RNA, 1283 nt
Organism: Andrographis paniculata
Lineage: Eukaryota; Viridiplantae; Streptophyta; Magnoliopsida; Lamiales; Acanthaceae
Product: E3 ubiquitin-protein ligase SDIR1-like
Exons: 9
Coding region: 291-1112 (273 amino acids)
Source: RefSeq, a predicted model, not a curated record